Salvia splendens (bonfire salvia) is the source of this 1788-nucleotide messenger RNA. Its product is annotated as protein trichome birefringence-like 34. Bases 257 to 1510 code for a protein of 417 amino acids. Lineage: Eukaryota; Viridiplantae; Streptophyta; Magnoliopsida; Lamiales; Lamiaceae. Gene Ontology annotation, cellular component: Golgi apparatus. The transcript is spliced from 5 exons. The record is from RefSeq and is a predicted model, not a curated record. Gene Ontology annotation, molecular function: O-acetyltransferase activity.
ACUCUUAGUUAUCAUACCCUUUAUUCUAUAUAAAAUCGUUCCUAAAUGUAAAAUAGUUGCGAUGAUUUCUUUUAACAAACGGUCAUGUGUUUUUGACAGAGUGGAGAAGCGACGAUGGUUCUUGGAUUAAAGGAACAAAUAUUCUUGCAAUAAUGCAAGAAGCAUGUGAAAUUAUUAUUGGGAUAAAGCCCAAAUAUUUUGUGUUCACAAAAAAAAUAAGACCACAAAACUAGAAAAUUUUGGUCUAGAAAAAAGAAUGAAGCAUGAGAAAAUGAAAAUGGGGAUGGUCUCUCACUGCAUUCUUGGCUUGUCUCUCUUGAUUUUAGUGGGAGCCGUUUUUUACCUCACAGGUGACUUCUUAGGCUUCUUGGAUCUGCAGAAGCAGCUGAAGAAUGCAUGUAACGACGCUGGAAAUGAUGCUCCGGUGUCGUAUGAUGAGGAGGCGAGGCCGAGUUUGAGUCGGAGGUGUAACUUGUUUGAAGGGAGAUGGGUUUUUGACAACCAAACAGUUCGUUUGUAUGAAGAGAGGAAUUGCUCGUUUAUGCUGCCUGAGUUUGCUUGUGAGAGGUAUGGUAGGAAAGAUUUCAAGUAUCGGAAUUGGAGGUGGCAGCCUCAUCACUGUGAUCUUCCGAGAUUCAACGGAACAGCGUUGUUUGAGAAAAUAAGGGGGAAGAAGGUCGUGUUCGUGGGUGACUCGUUGAAUCGGAACCAAUGGACAUCGAUGCUCUGCUUGAUGGAGUCUGCGGUAGGGCUGGCGUCGCCUAGAAGGGUUGUUCGAGAUGAGAAUAUGCAUACGUUCGAGUCAAUUGAAUAUAAUGCUACGAUCGCAUUAUAUUGGUCUCCGUUUUUGGUGGAGUCGAAUUGCGACGAUCCAAUUAUUCAUCGUGUUAAGGAUCGGGUCGUUAGAUUGAUGGGGAUAGAAAAGCACGCUAGGCACUGGAACGAUGCAGAUAUACUCGUCUUCAAUUCCUACUUGUGGUGGACGGAUCCGAUGACAAUCGCAUGGGGAACAUCUUUAGGGAGCUCCGAUACAAGAAACAAGACGGUGGAUAAGAUGAGCACUCGUCUCUACGAAAUGGUCCUCGACGUGUGGUCAGAUUGGCUAGAAAUCAACAUUAAUCGAACUAAAACAAAGAUGUUUUUCAUGAGCCCUUCUCCUUUUCAUCUCUACGGUGAAACAUGGGAGGAGCAACGCAAUUGCUACAACGAAACAGAGCCAAUUUUGGAUGAGAGAAUUGGUCUUUCAAUAGUCGGAGCAAGAAUGAGAGCAGCAGAAGUAGCUCUGCAAAAGCUAGGGAGUCGAGGCAUAAACAUAGAAUAUCUGAAUAUAACUCAUUUGUCGGAAUAUAGAAAGGAUGCUCAUCCAUCGAUUUACAAGAACUUUUUUCACACUGUAAGCAAGGACCAACUAUCGAACCCCUCCAGCUAUUCCGAUUGUACUCAUUGGUGCCUGCCAGGAGUCCCCGAUGUUUGGAAUCACAUACUUUAUUCCUAUAUUAUCAAUUCUUGACAUGGAUCCACAUUAGGUAAAAGAGUAUAUGUAUAUCUACCAUUUUAAGUUUUACAGAACAGAACAUUACUUUGUGUACGUAUCGAGAACAUGUUGAAUGCAUUCAAGAUAAUUGAUGGAUGCAAUCUGCCACCAAGAUCCACCAUUUUAGCCUACCAUUUUCUGGGUUAGAAGAAGAUCAAUUGAACGCUUAACCUCCCAACAAAAGAAAAUAUACUGUAAACAAAUAAUGUAUUAGACUUGAUUUGCUUCAUCAAUAGAUAUAUUUAUUCCAUUUA